Hippocampus zosterae (dwarf seahorse) is the source of this 6879-nucleotide messenger RNA. RefSeq names its product prospero homeobox protein 1-like. The transcript has 5 exons. Gene Ontology annotation, molecular function: DNA-binding transcription factor activity, RNA polymerase II-specific; RNA polymerase II cis-regulatory region sequence-specific DNA binding. Gene Ontology annotation, cellular component: nucleus. Bases 440 to 2941 code for a protein of 833 amino acids. The record is from RefSeq and is a predicted model, not a curated record. NCBI's taxonomy places the organism in Eukaryota, Metazoa, Chordata, Actinopteri, Syngnathiformes, Syngnathidae. Gene Ontology annotation, biological process: regulation of transcription by RNA polymerase II.
UGGCCGGGGAGGAGCGCACCGCUGCAUCCAGUCCUCCUGGUCCAUCCAGACAAAACAGACGCGCGCUCGCGCUCUCCUUUUCUCGCACUUACCACACACACACCGAUCUCAAUUUGGGCGUCCGGCAAGAGGGGAAGGCAGCCAAAAGAGCUCCUCGCAUCUUCCUACAGUCGCUUUUUUUUGGGGGUGCGUGUGUUCUUGUUAGUUGUCUUUUCUUUUCAUCCCAGCCAACCGAGCAUCCAGGCACAAGCGGUGAUCUUGUCUAUCUUUUGUCGUGGAGCGUGUCAGUGUGAUUUUUUUUUUGGUAACCCCCUCCUCCGCCUCUUCCUCCUCCUCUUCGUCGUCAUCAUCAUCAUCAUCUGCGGGGGUGCUCAGAGCCGAUACUCCCAGAGACACGUGCGGUUUUUGCCGGGAUAUGGCCCAAUAGCAGCAGCCCGUGAUGCCGGACCAUGACAGCGACUCCCUCCUGAACAGACAGACCAAGCGAAGACGCGUGGACAUCGGUGUGAAGAGGACCGUGGGCAGCGCCGCCUCUGCCGCAGCCACAGCCACCACUGAUAACAUUGCGCGUGCCAAAGCAGCCAUUUUUAGUGCCAUGAACUCUCUGAGCGCUCACUCUCACCACGGAUCAGACGCCGACCCCAUGGAGUGCUCUGUAGUGCAGCCGCACGGGGGGCCCGGCGCGGUGUCAGCCGGGGACAGCGAGUCAAAGUCCAACGUGCUGCGGAAGCUGCUGAAGCGGGCCAACUCGUACGAGGACGCCAUGAUGCCCUUCCCCGGCACCACGAUUAUCUCGCAGUUGCUCAAGAACAACUUGGCUAAAAACGGCGGAGGGCCAGAACGAGGGGAUCGAGGGGAGAGAGGCGACCACGGCUUCCCCGGCUCAGGGCUCUCCAAUACGAGCUCAGACGCUCCCCAAGAGGACGCCUGCAGCAACUCUUCGCAAGAAAGCACGCCUCAGGAAUGCCUGUCGCCCUUCGGCCGGCCCCCCGGCCUGGCCGCGUUCGACAUCGAGCGUCUGAACGACGAGCACCUGCGCGCCAAGCGAGCCCGCGUGGAAAACAUCAUUCGCGGCAUGAGCCACUCCCCCAGCGUUCUGGUGCCGCCGUCGAAUCGCCACGAGCGCGACCACGAUAUGGACGGCGAGCGGGAAAUGGAUCUGGAGUGCCCGCCCCCCUCUCGGUCCCAGCACCAGGGUCCCGGCAGCCCGCGAGCGGGCGAGGCGUGCGGAGGCGGCAGCCGGGAGAAUAAGCGCAAGCAGCGUCUGCCGCAGCAGCAGCAACAGAGUUUCACCCAGCUGGUGUGUCAGAGGAAAGAGCAGAAGCGGGAGGAGCGGCGACAGCUCAAGCUCCAGCUGGAGGACAUGCAGAAGCAGCUCCGCCAACUCCAGGAGAAAUUCUUCCAGAUCUACGACUCCACCGAUGACUCGGAGCACAACGACCUGCAUCACGACCUGCACAACGACAUCGGCAACCUGUCCGAGGACAGCCCGGUGAGGUCCGACCACGGCGCCGACGACCGGGGCGCCGACGACCGGGGCGCCGACGACUUGCGCUCCGACAAUGAGAUGUCGGACCUGGAUCCGGGUCAUUUCCUGGAUCGGGCGCGGGCCUUGCUUCAAGACCAGUCUCUACUGAGGGACGGGGACAAAACCAGGAGAGAUGGAAAUGGGCGGAGCAAAGGGCAGGGAAGCCUGAGCGCCUCCAUGCACGCCGAAGGUAAACAGCUGGCAGAAACGCUCAAGCAGGAACUCAACUCGGCCAUGACGCAAGUGGUGGACACGGUGGUCAAGGUGUUUGCCAAACCCCCACGCCCCACCCCCCAGCAGGCAUUCCCCCCACUUUCCUUACCCCCCGAAAGGUUCUCGACCGCGGUCAACGGGGACAACCCCAACUUCCACACCGCCAACCAGAGGCUGCAGUGCUUCGGCGACGUCAUCAUUCCAAAUCCGCUCGACUCCUUCGGCGGCAUUCCGGGGAUUCCGGGCGCGGUCAACGACCAAACCGAGGCCCUGCCGUUAGUUGUCAGGAAGACGCCGAGCGAGCAUCACCACCACCAUCACCAACCCUCCGCCGUGGGCGCCCACGGCGGUCACCACCACCCGUCUCUUCACCCCUCCUCACUCUCCGCCACGAUGGGGUUCAGCCCACCCUCCUUCAGGCACCCCUUCCCCCUACCUCUGAUGGGUUACCCCUUCCAGAGUCCCCUGGGCCCACCCACAGGUGGCUACCCGAGCAAGGAGCGCACCUCGCCAGAUUCCAUGGACCUGUCCCGGGAGACCACAAGCCUGAGGACCAAGAUGGCAUCCGGUCACCACCUGGGCCACCACCAUCGUUCGUGUUCACCGGCGCACCCCGGCAGCACGGCGGAGGGACUCUCCUUGUCGCUCAUCAAAUCCGAGUGUGGCGACCUGCAGGACAUGUCUGACAUCUCGCCUUACUCGGGCAGCAACAUCCAGGAGGGCCUCUCACCCAAUCACCUGAAAAAGGCCAAGCUCAUGUUCUUCUACACCCGCUACCCGAGUUCCAACAUGCUCAAGAUGUUCUUCUCCGACGUCAAGUUUAACCGCUGCAUCACCUCGCAGCUCAUCAAGUGGUUCAGCAACUUCCGGGAGUUCUACUACAUCCAGAUGGAGAAAUUCGCCCGGCAGGCCAUCAACGACGGCGCCGCCGGCGUGGAGGACCUGAGCGUGAGCCGCGACUGCGAGCUCUUCCGAGCCCUCAACAUGCACUACAACAAGGCCAAUGACUUUGAGGUCCCCGAUCGCUUCCUGGAAGUGGCCGAGAUCACGCUGCGGGAGUUUUUCAACGCCAUCGUGGCGGGCAAAGACGUGGACCCUUCGUGGAAGAAGGCCAUCUACAAAGUGAUCUGCAAGCUGGACAGCGAGGUGCCCGACAUCUUCAAGUCGCCCAACUGCCUCCAGGAGCUUCUACACGAGUAAAGCGAUUCCAUCUUCUUCCCUUUACCACUUCAACACUAUUCACUUACGUUUGCCCCUGCCCCCUUUUUUUCCUUUUUUCUUUUGUGAACGUAUGAGUUAUGAAGUAGCAUUCCCGAAUUUGAAGCCUCGGCGUCCGUUCCUAGCUCUUGUGUUGCGGUUGUUGUUGCUUUGUGUUUUGGGGAUUUUUUUUGUUUUGUUUUGUUUUUCUUGAUGAACUGAAAAUUGGAAUCACUUUUUGGGCUGAUUUUUGGGACCGUGUGUGAUGACGUUGUUUUGUGACGUUGAGAUUCCAAAAUCGCGGUCCACUUGGGGGUCCUAAUCCACGAACUGACCCCCUCCCCACCCUCCACCCCAUAGACCGACCGUGCUGCACAAAGAGAGUGAGGAGCUCGACUGGACGUACUGGGGCAAGUCUGGACUGGUUUCAAACACUGACGUUUAUACUAUUUGAAGUGUUUCCCCCCCGAGCAAGUAGGGCAUUGUGUUUAUCGGGUGUACAUUAUUAUUAUUAUUAUUAUUAUUAUUGAUUACAUCUGUUGUGUAUGAUGAUUUUAUUAUUUGCCACCACCGCUUGCUGAAGGUUGGCACUUGAAGAUUUGUUUGUCCCCUCUUCAAAAAGAAAAACAAAAAAAAUCUAAAUAAUAAUAAAUUAUUCCUAUAAAGAGAAUUGAAAAAGAGUUUAGAUUGUGUAAGAUUCUAAUUUUUAUGUCGAUCACUGAAAAUGAUUUGUUUGAAAUUUUGGUUGCUGGGGAUUUUAGUCCUUGAGCGGUAUAUAUUGAUUUAAUUUUUUUUUACACAUUAAUAAAGUUUCCUGCACUGGGCCAGUGAGACUGUGAUGAAGCAGAUUUUUUUUUCACCCCCCCGGGCCACCUUUACAUGGCUGAAAUUGUAUGGAUCUUUCUACUGGUUACUGUAAACGAGUGCCGUUUUUUAUUUUUAUUUUUUUUUAUAAAUACUAGCACUAUUUUCCACCAAGAGGCGCAAAAGUAUGCCUGCAUUUUGUAUUUAAUUUUUAUUGUAAGACGGCAUGAUGAUAUGAUCUCGAUAGCAGCUGAUACUUGAAUAUAUGGUGAAUAGUGAAGCACAGCGUUGCGGAUACAAUGGCUAAUUGAAGAGUCACAAAAAAAAAUUAAAAGCAGGGUCAUUAAUGCCCCCCAAGCCCCAAUCCCACUGCGACGCUCACCUGCAUUUAUGUGAUCCAGCUCCACUGGGGAAGGAACAAUAUGAGGUCGGAGGUGAGCGCGCUACCCCAGGGGUAGACGCGGGCGAUCUCGGCGACUACAAAGAGCGCAGACAAAAGGCUGGGCGCGAGGGACGAUGCGCAACUCCAAAAUCUUCCACUCCGGACCUCCGUCGCUGUUUCUGCCACUGUGGAAUAGACGAGCAGAUGAUGUAGAACGAAUGUGGUGAGGCCACAAACACUUUUUUGUUUGUUUGCUUUUUUAAAGGCUCUGCAUCGUGAAUAUUUUCAGGAUUCCGAUUGGCUAUAGUGACCUGAAGUCUUGCUUUGGUUUGGCAAGUGUUUGACAGCCUGCGUGUGUUUUCGUUGGGAUGUAACCCCCCACCCCCACCCCCUAAUUGCAUUGACAGCAGCAGAGACUGACCGUGACUCCGUUUGUGGUAUGAUGAAAUGAAGAUUUAAGAAAAAAAAGCUGCAUUUGUUUUUACCAUUGUUUUUGGAGGUAUAAGGGCACGGGAAACACAAAACAAAAAAUAUUUCGUAUGAGAUUAGUUUAAUAAAGCUCAAUGCCGUCUUUCAUUGUUGGUUUUGGAACUUUAUAGUCAAACGGAAUCACAAGUAUGAAUCCUCUUUUUCCUGCAUUGGACACUGAGCAUUUUCCAGAAGUGACUUUCUUCUAGUUCCAACGCCUUACGGUUCUGGGAAAGUGUUACCUGUCGCUUGGCCAUUUUUUAUUUCAGUUUUGACAAUGCAGAUCUAUUUAUUCUUUAGAAAACUACUCGUGUACGGACACGGCCCUCGGAUGUUAACGUAUGCCCGCAAGGUGUCACACACCUUGGCCACGCGGGCCCCCCGGCGCGUCUGCAGAAAUGACAAAAGAUCAAAAGGGAGCAGGUUGCUUAACCUGCCGACUUUUUCGAGUCGGAACAAAAGGAGGCAGAGAAAGAACGUGAGCAACUCCCUUCAUUCUCUCCCCAGACGGCGUUCUUCUUAAGAUCGGCGGGCCUGAGAGAGUGAGUCGGAUGUAUUUCUCACUGCCCGAAACGUCUCAAAGCAGCAGCCGAGGGCUGGAAAAUGCCACAAACAAAAGGAAAAAAGCAAAGGAUACUCUAGUGAAUUUAGUUCCACGCCCUGGCGCUUCCUGGCGCCUCCUUUAAAAAGCCCUGAAGAGGUCCAGCCACGGAAAAAAAAAAGAUUUUGCUUGAAUUUUGUCGUGACAUGAUGACAUUACAUAUUUAGUCUUUUUUUUUCUUAAGUAUUGUACAGUAUAAAUCUAUGGGGAAAUAUACAUAUAUAUAUAUAUAUAAAAUGUAGUGAAAAUUCGUCGGGGACGUAAAUUGUUAUUCAUAACGACUUUGUUUAAUUCUCUGUUCCAGUUAAGCGAGUUACUAAUAGAUUAGGACCGAUUAGUUGUCAAUUUUCCCACUUUGUUUCUUUCUCCGUUUUUUUUUUUAGGGCUGGAGGGUGGUGAGAUAAAUAAUGUAACAAAUAACGGAAAAAUAAACUCGGAAUCCCAUUUUCAGAUGAAAAUGUUUUGCAGCUGUAAAUAUUGUUUCGGUUAAAAAAAAACAAAUGAAAAAGAUAAAAAGAAUAGAUGUACAGUUUUUCUAUGGUCAAUCAAAUGGGGUGGAAAAACUUGGGGUUGUCAGACUUUCAGGAAAAAAAAAGAAAGAGAGAAAUUGUGUUCCAUGCUUUUUAUUCGGGGGGGGGGGGGGGGGGGGGUCAGUGCCCCUCAAGUUGCACCAGCAUCCGUUGGUUUCAGUUGAAGCUGAGAGAAGCCCCGAAGACAGUAAGCAGCCUUUGUAGGGUGUCGAAAAACAACAACGGGGGCUGGUGGGGGGUGGGGGGGUGGUUGUCAAUACGGGGACCACCCGUGUCAUGGGAGGGGGACACGUUUAUACAGAAGAGGCUGAUUUUAUACCUUUUUUUCACCCCCUCUACCGGGUUCAAACAGGCGGGGAAAAGUUGUUGUGCUUUUGUGGAAUUUUUUUUUUCGGAGUGCUUUGCAUUUUGCGUGUGUGUGCGUGCGUGCGUGCGUGCGCGAGUGCAAGAGAAAAGGCCGAUUAUGAGAACCUGUGAACCAGUUAGUGACACAAUUCUCAACGCGCCGCCCCCCCUCAACCCCCCCCAGCCCUCGCCCCCAACCUCCCCCACCCCUGGGAGUUGCCAUCCUGACAUGUAAAUGACUCUCAUUAAGCGCUGGCGACGUGCGUGCGUGCGUGUCGCCAUCAUUUCCUCUGAUCCGUUUGCUGACCUGCUUGAAAAGGAUUUUGGUAACCCCCCCCCCACCCCCACCCCCGACCCCACCUUUAUGCUUUCACUAGUUAAUCUUUUUAUUAUUAUUAUUAUUAUCAUCAUUAUGAUUAUUAUUAUUACUCACAUUUCUUUUGUAAAUAUCAAUGAGGUGGAGUUAUAAAGUGAGAGCCUUUGUAUAAUUUAGCAACGUUCUGUAAAUAGUGUUUUGUUGACGCUGUUUUUUUUUUUGUAUGACAUGAUGUUGAUGAUACCAUUAUUAUUAUUAUUAUUAGAGUGCAGUAAUUGCAUUUUUUAAGACACACAGGCUGUCAAAUACAACUCAUAUUCCAUUAUGGCUGCUUUUUUUGGGGGGUGGGGGGGGUUAUUUUUGUUCUUGGUGUGUAUUAUGUCCUGCAGAUUGUGUGUAAUUUAUUGGUUUAAUUUAUCCUAAUUUAUUCAAUGUUGGUUUCUUUUUCAACCAGGGAAGGCUGGAUUGCAUCUCAUUAAGUAGAUCAAACUUUUU